AGGCUCAGGAGCUCUUCGAAUUGUACCGCAUGCGCAUUACAAAUUCCCAAAUACAAGUAGAUUUCGAUCGCUCUUUCGUUCAAUUUAAUUUACACUAAAGCUUGUUUCUUCUGCCAGAUAGCUAGGGAUUGAUUUAUUUUUUUCGCUUACCUUAGGCUUACGCUUACACUCUGUCUGUGCUGGUUUCUUUUGUUCUUCCACGUGGUGUUGUGUAUUUCUAUUUCACAAUACUAGUAAACUACACUCACGACCCGGCCGCCCUCCCCCUCCUUCUCGCGGUUCCGGCGAAGACUGACGUCCUGCGUGUACGCCACCGCGGAAAUAACUCUGGCGAGCACCGACGUCGUCAACCGUGCUGUACAACAAAUCCGUCGAUCCCCCGGUCUACUUUCGCUGUGGCAGUAGGACCAAGGGCAAUUGACGCUGAUAUAAUUAUUUGUGGCUGCGUGGUCUAGUGGUAGUACGUGCGGUAUUUUUAACAUUAACUACCACGUCACCGCAUCAAUGCCGGGUCUAUGGCUUCUGGUACUGCUGGGUUUCGCGGCCCUUGUCCUCGCGACAUGGCCGCUGAUUCAGCGGAUGGCGCGCGACCGGCUGCUGAACGUCCGUAAUGCUGACGGGUCCAUUCACUUUACGCAAUUCAAACAUGAUAUGGUCUGGAUCUGGAAUGUAGGUCAAGACGUGGGAAAAUGCAUUCUCUGGAUCAAAGAAAAAUAAAAAUGAAAGUUGUAGUCUCUACUUACUACUGGAUGGGAAGCACAAGUGAGCAGGCAGCUUUUCUUUCGCCUGCAGCGCAGAGAAGUCAGUUAUUCUGAUUCUACUGAUGCAGGAUCAUGAGAAGGCAUUAAGACGCCCUCACCAAGAAACUUAAACUUGUGAUGAUAGGGCAUAGAUCUCGGACAUUGCAGCGCGCGUGGUUCAUGAUACAAAAGCAGCAUCACAAAUGUGAAUAUCUGGGGCACUUUUCCUUUUGUAACAAAAGGAAAAGUGCCCUGGAACAAAAGUUUUGUUCCAGGUCCAGAGCCAGACAUGUUUGCAGUUGAUACAUUUUGUGGAGGAGCAAAAAGUGACCGCCCUGCGUCGCAUCGCCUUCGUGUUUCUGCUCGGUACUGACUCCACGACCGCAGUAGUUUGAUAAGUUCAAGAAUUUUGCUAUUUUAUUUCUGUCACAUAAGCAGAAAACGAAAAUAAUCUUCAUUGCUGCUGCUGGGGCCCUGUUUUUGUUGAUGAUUAUUUUCCCUCUAUCAGUGAGAGUGAUGUUAUGUGUUAAUCUACUUGAUUGUGAUUUUUAUUUUCUAAACAGUGACCGGGACGCAGUGGCUUGGGGCGGCUUUGCGAACCCCAAUCUUCCAGGAGUAUGUGUCGGUCGAGGCGGAGCGGGUCGCACGCGAGUAUUCGAUUUGGUCGAUCAUCCCCAUGAUUCUGGUGUACAAUGUUUUAACCUCGUUGGUCCGCCCGCAGGUGCUGGUGUACCGCAUCUGCUACGGCUACGCAAUCGUACUUCUGUUGCUUGCGCUUUACGUUGCGGUUCUGGAUGCUCACGGCGGGAAAAACGGUGUGCGAGCUUGGGACGACGCGUCGUCUGGUGCUGCGCAGCAGCAGCUCACCGCGGGCGGGCUUCUGGGCAGCGCCACAGCGUACCUGACCACCGCCGGUGGGUAUCUGACAGGCGGAGCAGGUGCAGCGAGUAGCUCUGGUGCUCCGGCAGGCGGCCCCAGUCGGCAGGCGGGCGCCCCGGACGUGUUUUGGCAGCAGGGAUUCCGGCACUUCGUCGUCUACGCCUUGUUCAUCGUGGUGGAGACACGAUCCGUGAUUUUGAACGGCAUGAUUAUGUCUUUUCUCCAGCUGUACAUGGGCGCGACUAGUAAGGCUUUCUCGGUUGCCUGCUUCGCCUUCAUGAAUUUCUGGCAGCAGAUUGGCAUCAUGAUGUUUCUGUUCAGCGGGAGCAUUUCGCGGUUCAUGCGGAUCGACCUCGGGGAAGAAGGCUACAGCAUCUCUGGCUCAGUAGUUCUCACAGUGGUGAUAAGUUUGGUCACCAUGCUCAUCGCGGAGUUGGCUGUGCCCGCGUACGACGCCCUCGAGCAAUGCAAACUCCAGGAGGAGGCGGACGACCCGGACAUUCCUGCAGAAGCCCGAAUCCAAGGUCUCCUGAACAGCGCGAAUGCUACAACCUCAACACGAGGAGGUGGGGGCGGACGAGGUGCCGGUGCGGGCAGUCAACCACCAGCCACAUUCUCGAACAGUAACGACCACCUGAUCAGUCAUGCGGACGGCAAAGGCGGUCUCGCGCCGGCCUUUCCCGUCCCGAGUCAUUUGGCGCGGAAGUCGUCAAGCAAGAACUACAACAUGAACACAUCGUUCACUAGUGUUGAUAAUCCUGCUCAUUCAACGAUGACGAGUAGUGCGAGAACUACUUCUUCCACAGAAGCGAAUACAACGCAGCAGCAGCAGCAGCACAUUUGGCAUGGGCAAGAAUACCGACUGCACCAGCAGCCCCCCAGUGCUACAUCCUCCGAGCUUGUUCACCGGACGAACAUUCGCGCUAUCCCCUAGAAGAAAGAAGGAAGCGGGCGCAUCCGCAUAUUGAUCAUCUUGAUUUAUGUAGUAGAGCUACGAUAGCUGCGGAAAUCGAAAUAAACAUAAAAAAAUAAUAAAAAGUUCUGUAUAGUUCUUGCGUGUCUACUAAGAGACCUGGAUGAGACCUCCCACUGCUGAGGUACUGCUAUCGUAUGACCUAUCUUUAUUAUCCAUCAAGAACGAGGAAAGCGAAUAAAGGUUUCACCCUACUUACAACUCAAGAUGAUGAAUAUGUCGAUGUGCGACCAGCUCCUUUGCCUUUCUUCACCAUACGGGUCGUGGACCACGAGGAAGAGGAAGUGGAUCACAUCAGUGAGUUUUGCUCGUCCGCAAGAUCUGCUGCGUCAAACAGAGUACUUCUAAAUGACUCACGAGAAGAUCAGCAUCAUCUGCAGAUGGGAUCAUCGAGUGGCGCGGGCACAUCGCUACGCAACGUGACGAGUGGCAAAGUGUCGGAGGACGAGGAGGAGAAACAGCCGCUGAUCAGCGAACUGAACCGGGUCGACACUCCACCGGGCUCCGAGAUCAUUGACUAUCAAUCGCAAAUAUGAACUCAGGGUCGUCCUCCGGAAAGCUUCUGCAUAAGUUUUUAGCAAUUAUUGUUAUUCAUAAGGUUUUUGCAUGGCGAUUGCUGAGGAGGUGUAGCAUGUGCAUGUUGAUGAUCCAUGUCGGCCUAGGACCGUAACAAGCUCUGCGAUAACUACAACUUUGCGAUGUUGUACCAGCCUGCUAGAUGAACUAUGCAUGAGCAAUUCGCUCAAAGUAGCCCCGCGAUCCUUUGCUACUAAUUGUUCCUAUUCUUCAUGCGUCGUGACCGCGGAUGUUUGUCUUUGUGUGACCGACGGACUCCAUCAACAUCAAACCGCGUCACAUCUUGUUCCCAGUAGACCGAGAGUACCAAUUUGCAGUGCAUAUUGCCGUGGAUACGACCAAAUCCGCUGCCACGUCGAAUCCCGGCUCCACGCGGCAGCAGCCCCUGUCCCUCGCGGAGCGCGUCGAGCUGCUGCAGAGCUACCUGUACAAAAAAGCGGGAGGUGCGGGCAGCGGCACCAAAACUACAUCCUCUAUUAGCGGCUCUACUGCAGCUGGAACAGCGGCCGUCGGCUCCAGCACGGCGCUGCAGGCAAUUCGGAAGCAACUCUACAACUCCGUCGAAGGCCUCUGGCUCAUCGUCAGCCAUCGGUACGUGUUGCUGCUGUUCUAUCACACAGAAAACGUGUACACUUAUCAAACUCCAGAAAAACAAAAACGUGCUCUGAAGAUGUGGCAUUCUGUCGCUUCACAUCAGAAAGGGCCUUUAUUUUGAUUGUGCAGCAUGGCGCGCUCCUGUGGCACGUAUCUAAUCACCAAAACGGGUAGAAGUUCUGCGUCACAGAAAAGCUCAUCUCUCAGUCUCCGGGGCCUCCUCGCAUUACAACAGACUUCUCAGUUCCCCCAACUUAUCAAGAACUCUUUAGCUCCUAUUAUAAGUAAGUACUUUCUUUUCUGGUAAUAUGGGAAUGGGUGUGUUUUUCUGUGUGAUAUGUUCUUGGUCAGCUACAGCAACCUGCCCAUUCGACAGAUGAUCGACAUCCAGCUGGCUGUCCUGCUAGCAGGCAUCUACCCCUGCCCGCCGGACGCCGGGGACUCCCUCGCCGGGCCCAGUUGCACCGCCAUGAAGGACCAAAAGCUGACUCUGAUGACCGCGUGCGGCCUGGUCGCUGGCGCUCUCAACGCCGUCGUGAACGCACUGUGCACAUUACGAGAGCGCACAAGAACUUCUCCACACCCUCCACUUGUUGGUCAUUACUCAUUUAGAAUGUCUGCAUGAGCAGAAAGUAUGAAAAAGAUGCAGAGCCGCGAAGCAGAUCAGCAGUUGAGAAGAUGUAGUACCUAAAAAUAUCAAAACGUAAGUAGCCCAAGGAGUCUGUUGGUGUGCGGUGCCAAGUAGUUUCCAGUAGUAAGCUCGAGCUCUACCUUGUGGUUGUGCAUCAUGCCAAAUGUUUUGUGAGCAAUUUGGGGGGCCGAGGCCGUGUUGUUCGCUCUCAUAAAUGCAGCAGCUUGUCAAGCGGCUUGGCGUGCGGUUCACGCUCGUACUCAACCCCCUCCUGGGUUUGGUCUGCCUUCUCAUCUUCGCCGGCAGUGAAUUUUUCUCCGUGCACCACAGUUGGACGCAGGUCAACGGUGACAAAUCUCUCAGCUACACGUCUACAUUCAUUCCCUGGAACGAUCGAGCAUCCUUGCUGCCAGACGCAGUACCAGCAUGUCUUCUUUUUUCUUUUUACUCGUAUGACUCUAGUAGCGCUGUGCCUAUAAGGAUUCUGCCCCUGCAGGCGGUAGUACCAUCAGAAGGAUUGCCCCCUUUAUCGCAUUUUGAUAAGGAGUGUAAGUCCAAAUAUUGCAGCUGCGGCCAAAGCACUAGCUGGAAUUCACUCAAAAUCAAUAUGCAACAACAGGUCAACGUCGUUGAGGGCGCAGCAGUUGUUGAGUACGCGACCUACAGCUCGGACGGCGGCGCGCCACAGUACGCUGGCAAGAUUGUGUCAUACGAGUGGGCGAAGCAUCUAGCGCUGGCCACUCCAGUAACGGAAAACAACCUGCCCCUUGUGGACGAAAAAAAUCGAGCGAAUUUCGAGGUGUUGACCCAUCUGCAGCAAAAAACAGACUCGAUCGAAAAGUGCACGCAGCUGUGUGCAAAGCACUACCGAGAAUGCGCUUUCUUAACGUUUCAUGCUCAGGCCACAACGUGCACCUUGUUCGGGAAGCACAAGCUGCCGGAUAGCCUCAAGGGCCCGGCGCUGGACGGCGCCGCGGUUUUUGCACCGGGUCAGAGUUUCCACAGUCUCGCCUCUCCACGAACUUUUGCGCAGGUUGCUCGCGAGCUGCAGCAGGCCGGAGCAGCGGCUGCCGUGUUUGUGGUCAGCCGGUCCGUGAACCAGGUGGCUGAACAACACGACGGGGAGGUGGGCAAUGAUCACGGCGACCUCGCACUACUCACGGUGAUGCUUGGUGACAAAGACUGGAGCGGUCCUCUGGGCCACGGAGAAAACUUGCACCGUCUCGAGCGGGUGCCGGGAAACGAUUCGGGCCUGUCCUUUCUGCAGCGCUACUUGCUCGUGGCAGUGUUCUGGAUGCUGUGGUCCUCCAUACACUUCUCGGUUUGCAACCCCACCAUUGCAGUCCUGAUGCUUCGCACCACGCCGAAGGUUAAAGUCAAAGCCAAAUCUUGGAGCAACAGGUACGCCGUUAAUACAAGUGCAUGUAAGAGAAGGUUUUGUCUUGUACCAAGAAGAUCAACUACAUCAAGAUGCAAACGCAAUGAGAAUAAGCAUAGCCCAUGCACCAGCAACAUAGCGGUGGUCGUAGCUCCUCUAGCUGUGCAUACACUUCUCCCCUGCUCGUUCUGAAGUACAAUGUCAAGGUAGAUGCUCUAGCACUAUGUGUUGAAGUUGAAGACGUUGCGGCAGAGUAAUUGUUUAGCACAUGGUUUCAUCCUGUGUGACGGUUGCUGGCACUGGUCCUGCAUGUGAGGCACUAGAAUCGCUCUGAUUUUUUCAUCAAACAACAUGAUCAGUUUCGGCAAUAACCUGAUGAAGAUGCUGGGUAAUCGGACCAACAAUAUUCUGAACGUGCCGCUCUUCAUGGUCCUGCCAAGUAUCGCGGCAGGUUGUGGCUGGAUCGCUUUCUGGCUCGUUUGCGCCCUGACGCUGGGCAGUAUGUACGCGGUUUUGGAAGAGAAGAACGAGUAUGUUGGCGGCUAUGAGGAGGAGGAUGCUGCCCGCCCGUACCCCGGCGGAGCGACGUCUACUACCCCUGCUGUGGCUGUAAGGUGAGGAGAAAGACCAGUGUAGAUUUAGUUCGAAUAUACAUAUGCAUACGCUUACGCGCCAGGAGCACGACGCUUGACUUUGACACGCUUGCAACAAGACACCAAUUUAUUUCAACCAAGAAAUUGAAACUUUUACCAAGAAAAACCCAUAGGAGGAAGAUUUGUAAACUGUCGCGCUUUAUCAACUCUGUCCCCAUAGUGGGAGAUAUCACUUUUACUACUACUUCUUGUAAAAAUCAAAUUAAGUAUUGGCGCGCCUUUCACGUAGGUGUACGCGAUUUCAGUCGCAUUGAUAUUUUGUAUUCAUACUUGUUUCAUACUUGUUUGUUUAUUCUAGGAAAGUUUGUACAAAUGUCAACAAAGUACUUUUAUUGCUUUUGAACCUGAAGGCUGAAGCACUUCUUCUUCUGCAGCCAUGAUAAUUAGUACACUAAAAAACUCAAGGCGAGUCGCUGUGGUCGCGGCAAAUUUCAUGUUCAUGUGUUUGUAAUGCUAAUGCUCCACCUCAGAACCAGAAGCAGAAGCGAAAAUAAUUAUAAAAAAGGUUGUAG
Messenger RNA from Amoebophrya sp. A120, 6936 nucleotides. The record is from the annotation of a GenBank genome assembly. Lineage: Eukaryota; Dinophyceae; Syndiniales; Amoebophryaceae.